Microtus ochrogaster (prairie vole) is the source of this 5745-nucleotide messenger RNA. The record is from RefSeq and is a predicted model, not a curated record. Lineage: Eukaryota; Metazoa; Chordata; Mammalia; Rodentia; Cricetidae.
AUGGGCAAGGUUUUCUUCAGCGUUCCGGUCAACUCAGUGCGGAGAGCCCGCUGCUCCUGUCCCGGGCGAUGCUACCUCUCCUGCAGAAUCCCUCCUACUGCCGCUCUCCAAGCACCGAGUGGGCUUGGCUGCGCGCGGGUUCCGGGGAAGGCUGCAGGUGGAGCCGUCGGAUCCGGCCCCUCGGGGACCGGUGGCUUCCUCUCCGGGCCCACGUUCCAGGCUCCCGGCAGCUGGAAGGAUAGCGUCGGAGCCCCGCCUGCCCCAGACGUCUUGAGAGCCGACAGUGGUGUGGGCGAGGGUUGCCCUCAGAAGCUGGUGCCGGCUAAUCUGCUGCGCUUCCUCCUGCUGGCGCUCAUCCCCUGCAUCUGCGCCCUCAUUGUGCUGCUGGCCAUCCUGCUGUCUUUCGUGGGAACAUUAAAAAAGGUUUAUUUUAAAUCAAAUGCAAGUGAACCUGUCGUCACUGAUGAUGAAGUUCAAGUGUCUGGUGUUUUCCUGGUAACUACAGUAUAUAACAAGAGCGCAGGGGCACCUGCUACUCCUCCCAGCCAAUUCACUCCAGCCUGGACGCCUAGAGGUCCCCCUCACUCUGGGGACCAGAGUCACAGGAAUGCAAGUGCCUGCAUGGUCCUCACUCACAGCCAGUGUCAGAUUCUUCCAUACCACAGCACCAUGGCACCUCUCUUGCCAAUUGUCAAAACUAUGGACAUGGAGAAGUUCCUCAAGUUCUUCAUGUACCUCCAUCGCCUCAGUUGCUAUCAACAUAUCCUGCUGUUUGGCUGCAGCCUCGCCUUCCCUGAGUGCAUCAUUGAUGGUGAUGACAGGCGUGGCCUCCUUCCCUGUAGAUCUUUCUGUGAGGCUGCAAAAGAAGGAUGUGAAUCUGUCCUGGGGAUGGUGAACUCCUCCUGGCCAGAUUCCCUCAGAUGCUCUCAGUUUAGAGACCACACGGAGAGCAACAACAGUGUCAGCAAGACCUGCUUCUCACUGCAACAGGAACAUGGAAUGCAAUCGCUCUGUGGAGGAGGCGAGAGCUUCCAGUGCACCAGCGGGCUCUGCAUCCCGGAGAAGCUGCGAUGUAACGGUUACAAUGACUGUGAUGACUGGAGUGACGAGGCCCUCUGCAACUGCAGUGGGGACCUGUUUCACUGCCACACGGGCAAGUGUCUCAGUCACAGCCUUGUGUGCGAUGGAUAUGACGACUGUGGUGAUCUGAGCGAUGAGCAAAACUGUGAUUGCAACCUCACAAAAGAGCACCGCUGUGGGGAUGGACGCUGCAUCGCAGCUGAGUGGGUGUGUGAUGGGGAUCUUGACUGUGUGGACAAGUCUGACGAGAUCAACUGCUCUUGCCACAGCCAGGGCCUGGUGGAAUGCAGAAGUGGGCAGUGUAUUCCUAGCAGCUUCCGGUGUGAUGGAGAUGAAGACUGUCAGGACGGGAGUGACGAGGAGAGCUGCGGUGACCGUCAGACGCCAUGUCCAGAAGGAGAUGAGGGAUGCCUUGACAAUUCUUGCCUCGAUACAUGUGCUGGUAGCUCUGCGUGUGACUCGGACGGAGGCCUGAGGAACUGUAGUCAAUGUGAGCCAAUCACUCUGGACCUCUGCAUGAAUUUGCCCUACAACCAUACACACUAUCCAAACUACCUUGGGCACAGGACCCAAAAGGAAGCAUCUAUCAGCUGGGAGUCAUCUCUCUUCCCUGCACUUGUUCAAACCAACUGUUACAAAUACCUCAUGUUUUUCGCUUGCACCAUUUUGGUUCCCAAGUGCGAUGUGAAUACAGGCCAGCGCAUCCCCCCUUGCAGACACCUGUGUGAGCACUCCAAAGAGCGCUGUGAGUCUGUUCUUGGGAUCGUGGGCCUGCAGUGGCCUGAAGACACAGAUUGCAAUCAAUUCCCAGCGGAAAAUUCAGACAAUCAAACUUGCCUCCUGCCCAACGAAGACGUGGAAGAAUGUUCGCCAAGCCACUUCAAGUGUCGCUCAGGACGGUGCGUCCUAGGUUCCAGAAGAUGCGAUGGCCAGGCUGACUGUGACGAUGACAGCGAUGAAGAGAACUGCGGUUGCAAAGAGAGAGAUCUCUGGGAAUGUCCAGCCAAUAAGCAGUGUCUGAAGCACACAUUGAUCUGUGAUGGAUUUCCAGACUGCCCUGAUAGCAUGGAUGAAAAAAACUGCUCAUUUUGCCAGGACGACGAGCUGGAAUGUGUCAACCAUGAGUGUGUGCCACGUGACCUGUGGUGUGACGGAAGGGUCGACUGCUCAGACAGUUCAGAUGAAUGGGAUUGUGUGACCCUCUCGAAAAACGGGAGCUCCUCCUCAUUCCUGGCCGUCCACAGAUCUGCGACCGAACACCACGUGUGUGCCGACGGCUGGCAGGAGGCAUUGAGUCAGCUGGCCUGCAGGCAGAUGGGUUUAGGAGAACACGCUGUGACUGAGCUGAUCCAAGGACAGGAAAGCCAGCCCUGGCUGAGGUUGCACUCGAACUGGGAGAAUCUCAAUGGGACCACUCUGCAGGAGUUGCUGGUACACAGGCAGUCCUGUCCAAGCAGAAGUAAGAUUUCCCUUCUGUGCACUAAUCAAGACUGUGGCCGCCGCCCUGCUGCGCGCAUGAACAAGAGGAUCCUUGGGGGUCGGACUAGUCGUCCUGGGAGGUGGCCCUGGCAAUGCUCUCUGCAGAGUGAACCCAGUGGACACAUCUGUGGUUGCGUCCUCAUUGCCAAGAAGUGGGUUCUCACGGUCGCCCACUGCUUUGAGGGGAGAGAGGAUGCUGAUGUUUGGAAAGUGGUAUUUGGCAUAAACAACCUGGACCAUCCGUCGGCCUUUGUGCAGACCCGCUUUGUGAAGAACAUCCUGCUACAUCCCCGUUAUAAUCGAGCGGUGGUGGACUAUGACAUCAGCAUAGUGGAGCUGAGCGAUGAUAUCAAUGAGACAAGCUACGUCAGACCUGUCUGCUUACCCAGCCCAGAGGAGUAUCUGGAACCAGAUACGUACUGCUACAUCACAGGCUGGGGCCACAUGGGCAACAAAAUGCCCUUUAAGCUGCAGGAAGGAGAGGUCCGCAUUAUCCCUCUGGAGCGGUGUCAGUCCUAUUUUGACAUGAAGACCAUCACCAGUCGGAUGAUAUGUGCUGGCUAUGAGGCUGGCACCGUGGACUCAUGCAUGGGAGACAGUGGUGGGCCUCUGGUCUGUGAGCGACCCGGAGGACAAUGGACAUUAUUUGGUUUAACUUCGUGGGGCUCCGUCUGCUUUUCCAAAGUCCUGGGGCCUGGAGUGUACAGCAAUGUAUCUUACUUUGUUGAAUGGAUUGAAAGACAAAUGUAUAUCAAGACCUUUCUCCAGAAGGAAUUCCAAGGAUGAGCAGAGAGUCUGCCAGCAACCUACACCAAGCACGGCCCUCUUGACCAUGAAGAGUGCCCUGCCAAGAGCUGUAUGGAUGGGCUUUUGUGGGCGGGGCACUCAACGUGCCCUGCAAGAUCUCUUGUUUGCACCAGAUCCGUUUUACUCAGCCUUUUUUUUUCCAGCUUUAUCAUUCAUUAAUUUCAUGAAUUCUUUUCAAAACACAGAGCACAGUAGGUUUUGUUCUUUCCCUAGGCUAACCUUGAAUGUAGUGUGGAAGUAUCAGCUCUAUAGAGAUGACAUCUGGGGCUCUAUGGUAACAAGUGAUAGGAAGUUCCUUUUCGUACUGUCAUGGCAAACAGAUGGAGACACACUGGUGUGUGUUCAGUUUCUGUUCAAGCACAGCAGUUUAGGGGGCACCUUUCAGAACCGACCUUGGAGACUGGCUUUUAAUUGAUAAAAAGCCAAGAUAAUGUAUAUGCUUAUGUUAUUUACCAGACUCUUCUAAAUAAUUUGGAGAAAUUAUGAAAGAGAAAAGACUCACAAUAUUGAUCUAGACAGUUGAAGUUGCAAGACAAACAGAAUGUAAAAUUUUCUAGCCAUUAAAAGUAACACUCAGAAGUGUAUUUCUGUCCCUUCUGCAUUCAAAUUAAGAUUGUAAUUUCAUAGACAAUCUCCAUAGGACUUUCCUCGUUACCGGGGAUGUUCAGUAUCUAUCUGUUAGAUGACUGAGAUUUCAACAACUAGGUCAAUUCUUGUGGAAACAUUUUUUUUUAUUUUUUGCCUAUAUGAAAAUGGAUGAGAACCUUCUCCACUUUGGAGACAAGAAACAAACAAAAAAAACCCACCCUUCCCCCCAAAAAAAGAAAAGAGAAAAAUUAAAUGGUAUCCCACCCACAAUUAAAUCUGAAAAUUAGUCUGCCUAUGUUCACCCAAACCAGAAAUGUCACAGCAAUAUAUUUCAAAGUGUAGCAAAAUGUUGCUUGGAAAAAAACAUUUUGCAAUUUCCCCCUAAUGAUGUCUAACAUCUGGUGUUGCCAUUUUGCCUCAUUGAUAAUUAAAACAAAAAAAUUUAAAGUUGCUUUGAAGCACUGGGCCACUUUACACAAAUUAAUUUCUGAAGCAAUUAGUGGGUAAAAGUAUUUUUUUCCACUAAAAAGCUUCAAAAACACAAACCUUCAUACAUACCUAAUUUAAUUAGUCAGACAUCAACUAUGUUACAUGCAAAUGCCUUUUUGAACAAGCAGGAUGUUCUACGAAACUUCACCAGCAACCAGACUGCCUCAGCAUUCCGAACAGGGACUACCUGCAAUUUUCUAUGUCUGUUUUGUACUCUUUCUAUGUGUCAAUAUAGUUCAAAUCCAAAAAGUUGUCUCAACCCUUAUUUUCCAUGUUGCUCCUCUCUAGUCCUGGAGUUUGUUACAAAGACUGUGUAGCACUUGCACUGUGUUCACAACCGGAUGAAGGUUUAAGACCAUUGGUCAGUUUUGUUAUAAUUGUUGGUACAUAAUUAAUGAAACACUUUUUUUAGCCUUGAUGAACUCAUAUUCAGUAAAAUAUACAUGUUGGAAUUAUUUUAAAUAACUCCGAAUACAAUCAAAAUGAUAUUUUUUUUUCUGGAGGCAUAUAGACCCCAAGUUCCUGGAAAGGGGUUAUUUUUCUUCUCGCACAGGGAACCCAGUUUCCUGCCAGCCAAAAUGUGCAUGCUGUCUGCUGGCUCUCACAGGAGCCUGCUCUUCUAGACUAUUAGCAGCUUCACCUGUAGGCUUAUGAGCCACCAAUAGUAUUCAUGGCUCCUGGAGUACCGGGAAAACAUCAACCCUGCUAAGAGAACGCGAGCCAUCAAUGUUCGCAGCGCAUUUUUGCAGGUGUUCCUACUCUUUAGAAACCUUUUAUAAUAAAAUUAUAUCCCAAACCAUUUAUUAUUGAUUUUCUUGGAUUCCUCAAAUUCUGGUAAAAUAUUCAAAAUAUGAAAAUACGCUACACCACACAUGCUUUGCUGAUCUGGCAUAAAAUUAUUAUUCUCUUGUUAAUUCAACCUUUUAAAAACUUUACAGAGAUCUCAAUCUCCUUAGUCUAGGGGCCCAGGUGUUUUUCAGGCUUUUUAAAUAAAAGAAAAAAAUAGAACUUAAUCACCAAGUAAUUAAAUGCAUCAAUACUUUCAUAGCAAGAUACACAAAUGAUUGCAUCAGGUAUAUAAGUAGGUUCAGAUUUUCCAACACAUUGAGUUUGCACCUAAGUUACUAACAAAGUUGGGAGAAUUUGUGAGUUAUAGAUGUAAGAUUAUAGUCCCAUGACACAAACAUUCAAUACUUUCCUAUAUUCCUAUGAGUAGAAAGAUAAUUCACAUCUUGGAAAUGACCUUAUGCUUACUCCUUUUUAGCAUAUUCCUUUACUCUUUAGAAUAAAACCUUUUAUAUG